AAAAAGCAUUUCAACGCCGGUUCUCCCCCCUUUCUGUGCAUCAGUGCAUCGCCUUUCUAGUUGAUCGCAUAAUACCUGACUUCUGUUCCUGUUAUAGCAUUUUCUUCCUCUGGGAGGAUCAUUCUCUCAACUCGCUCUAUCAUUUUAUUGUUUUAGCUUUCAGUGAUCGAGGUCAGCAGCAGCUCGCAAGGUCAAGGAAACCAAAAUCAAAACCCAACAAGUCAAAGUGAGCUCUUACGUCUGCACGCCAUUGAUAUUCCUCUUUUGCGAUAAGUUUUUCUGGGUUGCUUCUUUCCCAGAUCUGGAACUCAGUGAAGAUACAGAAGAGAUGGCGAGGGAGAAGAUCAAGAUCAAGAAAAUCGACAGCAUAACGGCGAGGCAGGUGACAUUCUCAAAGAGAAGGCGAGGGCUCAUUAAGAAAGCUCAAGAGCUUGCUGUUCUUUGCGAUGCUGAGGUUGGUCUCAUUAUUUUCUCUGCCACAGGAAAGCUCCAUGAUUAUGCCAGUUCCAGUAUAAAGGACAUCGUUACAAGGUAUGAUCUGCACUGUCAUGGCAGCAAUCCAUCGGACAGUCAUUCUCUAGAGCUGCAGAACAGCAGUCACAGCGAAUUGAGGAACGAGAUUGCUGAUAAAACCCAGGAACUUCGGCAGCUGAAGGGUGAAGAUCUUGAAGGACUCAACCUCGAUGACUUGCUGAAGCUGGAGAAAAAGCUUGACGUAGGACUCAGUCGUGUGAAUCUGAUUAUGGACAAGCGGAAUAUGGGUGAAAUCACUGAACUUCAGAGAAAGGUAGACAAUUUGGCCAAAGCAAACAAGCAGAUAAAGCAGAAGGUGGCUAUUAUGUGUAAAGGAAAAGGCCCCAUGAUGACGAACUCAGAUAUGGGCGGCCGAGGAGGUGUUUCAUCAGAAGCAAUGGAUAAUAAUGUUUGCGGCUGUAAUAAUAAUGGCCUUCUCGAUGAUGAUUCCUCUAGCAUAUCUCUGAGAUUAGGGCUCCCCUAGCUUCUCUGAUUGAAAAUUGAGGAGACGACGAAUUGAUGUCUCGUGUCAUUAUCUAAAAAACGUUCGUUCCUAGAUGAGACUCCUUCUGGAUCUAAUCUUCUGCGUCGUUUAAUCUAUGUACAGUUUUCAGAACUUAGUCUUUGGAAAGUCACUACUCACUAGUUCUAGUCGAGAAGAUGAACGGCUCCUACUUGGCGCCUGCAAAUAUUGAAUCCGCCUCUCACUCUGUUUUUGUAAAACCCGCCUUUAUUAAUAUUUCCUAUUCUAUGCUCUUUACGUCUCAUUAAAAAGCAAAAAUAUUCCAUCCAUGUAAGAUAGAAGA
This is a messenger RNA of Prosopis cineraria, 1319 nucleotides long. RefSeq names its product MADS-box protein AGL24-like. Lineage: Eukaryota; Viridiplantae; Streptophyta; Magnoliopsida; Fabales; Fabaceae. Bases 329 to 997 code for a protein of 222 amino acids. The record is from RefSeq and is a predicted model, not a curated record. Gene Ontology annotation, biological process: positive regulation of transcription by RNA polymerase II. The transcript has 9 exons. Gene Ontology annotation, molecular function: RNA polymerase II cis-regulatory region sequence-specific DNA binding; protein dimerization activity; DNA-binding transcription factor activity, RNA polymerase II-specific. Gene Ontology annotation, cellular component: nucleus.